Messenger RNA from Exophiala spinifera, 921 nucleotides. RefSeq lists its product as uncharacterized. Lineage: Eukaryota; Fungi; Ascomycota; Eurotiomycetes; Chaetothyriales; Herpotrichiellaceae. The transcript has 9 exons. Gene Ontology annotation, cellular component: cytosol. The record is from RefSeq and is a predicted model, not a curated record. Gene Ontology annotation, molecular function: oxidoreductase activity. The coding region runs from base 1 to 921 and encodes 306 amino acids.
AUGGCGCCCCCAGGAAAUGUUAUCUGUACAGGGCCGCUGCACAAAUUUACCCUGCGCACAACAGCCCAUGACUACCCUGAAAUCAAUCCAGGAAGCUUCGCCAACAAGUUUCGAGGACAGACUGCCCUAAUCACCGGAUCUGGCCGCGGAAUUGGGAAGUCCAUUGCCGCUGCAUUUGCAAGUGCAGGAUACUCUGUGGCAAUAACUGCCCGAAGUGCCGAUCAAGUCGACGCCACAGUAAAAGAACUACAAAAGCAGUAUCCCGAUAACAAGUUUAUUGGGGUCGCCGCAGAUGGCUGCGAUCGAAAUGACCUGGAGAAGCUGGUUAGCACAGUUAACCAAAAACUUGGUGAUAUCGAUGUGUUAGUGUGCAACGCGGGGACAAAUACGUUCAUGCCCUUCACUAUGACAGACCCGGACGAUUGGUGGUAUUCCUUGGAAAUCAAUCUGAAAUCUCCGACCGAGCUCACUAGGAUUGUACUACCACAAAUGCGGAAACGUAAUUCUGGAAAGAUUAUCUAUACUUCAUCAAGAGCAGCAGUCGCGGACCUUCCCUGGACGACUGCCUACGGAGCCGGUAAAACGGGCAUCACACGCUUUGCAGCUUGUCUACAGGUUGAGCUCGAUCAGACCCAGAAGAUAGAUUUUGGCUUCGAAGAGAACGGAAUUUCUCUAUUCAGUAUCCAUCCUGGGGAGAUUGAAACGGAUCUCCACACGACAGGAUUUCCCGAGAAGACACAUAAGGAUGCUCCAUAUAUUAUCGAGCACAUGAGGGCCCUAGACGCCAAACGACCCCAUUUCGAUGCAUCUCUACCAGCCUAUACUUGUGUCUACCUUGCUUCGGGGAAAGCGCAGAAGCUUCGUGGGCAAUACGUGGAUUGCACCCGCGAUAUUGGGGAGGUAUUGGCUGCAAGACCUUAG